This is a messenger RNA of Alternaria novae-zelandiae, 327 nucleotides long. RefSeq lists its product as uncharacterized. The record is from RefSeq and is a predicted model, not a curated record. The transcript has 2 exons. Bases 1 to 327 code for a protein of 108 amino acids. NCBI's taxonomy places the organism in Eukaryota, Fungi, Ascomycota, Dothideomycetes, Pleosporales, Pleosporaceae.
AUGAAGUUCACCAGCACCCUCCUUGUUCUUAGCGUCGCUGCUCUCAGCAACGCACGCGCCAUCUAUGUUCGCCAGAACAACGCGCAGACCUUCACCGGCGCUCUCGGCGGUGUCGCAGCUACACCCAUCCUCGACUCCGGCAUCGCCAACCGCCCCUUCAGUGUCAAGGGUGACACUUUUGUCAACCUUUCGGGCGCUCUCCAGCGCUCUUGCGACCAGCAGUUCAACGGCUGCGCGAACUUGGCCAAUGGUGGACAGGGAGACUUCUCCACUCAGGACUGCCAGGCUCAGAAGCAACAAUGCGAUGCUGCAGGCGCUGGCAACUAG